CCCCCAGUAGUGAAAUUAAGCAGCAUCCAACACAGGCCUACUCUUACGACAUGUGACUUUACUGUUUUCCGUUUUUGUUGAAAGAGUCAUUAACCGGAGUUGAUGGCAGUUUCAAUAACAGGUCAUUGCUGAGAAAAGGAUAGCACUAUAAUAUGCAGAAAUCUACAAAUUCUGAUACUUCUGUGGAAACACUGAAUUCUACCCGCCACGGCACAGGAGCUGUGCAAAUGAGAAUCAAAAAUGCCAACAGCCACCAUGACAGGCUCAGCCAGAGUAAAUCCAUGAUCCUCACCGAUGUUGGGAAGGUCACUGAACCCAUACCCCGACACAGAAGGAAUCAUUCACAGCAUGUCUUGAAAGAUGUAAUUCCUCCAUUGGAACAACUGAUGGUUGAAAAAGAAGGUUAUCUUCAAAAAGCUAAAAUUGCAGAUGGAGGAAAGAAACUAAGGAAAAACUGGUCUACUUCCUGGGUUGUUCUUUCUAGUCGAAAAAUUGAAUUUUACAAAGAAUCCAAGCAACAGGCUCUGUCCAAUAUGAAAACUGGGCACAAACCAGAAAGUGUGGAUUUGUGUGGUGCACACAUUGAAUGGGCCAAGGAAAAAUCGAGUAGAAAGAACGUCUUUCAGAUCACAACAGUAUCAGGAAAUGAGUUCCUUCUACAGUCAGAUAUUGACUUCAUCAUAUUGGAUUGGUUCCACGCUAUCAAAAAUGCAAUUGACAGAUUGCCAAAGGAUUCAAGUUGUCCAUCAAGAAACCUGGAAUUAUUCAAAAUCCAAAGAUCCUCCAGCACUGAAUUGCUAAGUCACUGCGACAGUGAUAUAAAAGAACAGAAACCAGAGCACAGAAAAUCUUUAAUGUUCAGGCUGCAUCAUAGUGCUUCUGAUACAAGCGACAAAAAUCGAGUUAAAAGCAGAUUAAAGAAGUUUAUUACCCGAAGACCUUCCCUGAAAACUCUGCAAGAAAAAGGACUUAUUAAAGAUCAAAUUUUUGGCUCUCAUCUGCACACAGUGUGUGAACGUGAAAAUUCCACAGUUCCGCGGUUUGUAAAGCAAUGCAUUGAAGCUGUUGAGAAAAGAGGUCUAGAUGUUGAUGGAAUAUAUCGAGUUAGUGGCAAUCUGGCAACAAUACAAAAGUUAAGAUUUAUCGUCAACCAAGAAGAGAAGCUGAAUUUGGACGACAGCCAGUGGGAGGACAUCCACGUUGUCACCGGAGCACUGAAGAUGUUUUUCCGGGAGCUGCCUGAGCCGCUCUUCCCUUACAGUUUCUUUGAGCAGUUUGUGGAAGCGAUCAGUCACUUUUUCAAAGCAAUAAACUCUUCAAGCUGAGCAACCAGCCAGGCAGCCUUCAUGAGUCAGCUUCCCUGGCAUCUUUACUUCUACUGAAUAGACCUGCUUUAAAAAUAUCUAUGUAACAAAAUGCAAAAUUUCUCCUCAAAAAAGGAGUUAUCUUGACCUAUUCCUCUAAUGGUGGGAUUGAGUGGCCAGGUUUUUUUUGCCUGUUAUCAAGUUCACUGCAUCAAUAGAUUAUAAUAAAAUUGAAGAUUGGAAGGUCUUCUUUACCACACAGAGCUCCAGUCUCAUUCCUUAUGCUUUGCUUGACACCCCAUUGUGAUCACCAGUGAUGAUUCUUCCAAAAUAUCUGCCCGCUGAUCCCCAACUCUGACUCAGGCCAUCUCUAGGAGAAUAGUUUCUCCUAUGUCCCAUAAAAAUUUCUUUGUCUCACCCAACCCAACAUGAUUCUAGUUCUAAAAACAGGCAAACUGAAUAACUGGCUUGCAUUUCAUUUUGAGAAAAAGCCAAAUUCCUUCCAAGGUCUUCAAAGUCCUUUAUGAUCUGGUCAUCCACAAGCUCUCCAACUUCAUCAUUUACUGUUUCCUGCCUUGCUCAUUGCAUUCCAGCCCAUUAGCACGCUGGCUCUUCUUUGAAUACCCCAGCACACUGAAGGUCUUUGACUGUUCCAUCUCUCUACUGAAACACACUCUCCCAGAUUGCCACUCCCCUGUCAACUCCUCAGGGAAGUCUACUUUCAUCAGCUAAGCUCAAGUUUCUGCCUGCACUACACACCACCACCCCCUCUAUUCAAAUCCUGUCUCCCCCUUUUACUAUCUAGACCUAGAGCAAAUUUUUAAUCUCUUUUGUCCUCCAUUUCCACAUCGAUAAAAUGGAGGGAAAAGUUAUAUCUUCACCACGGCAAUCAAAAAAAGAAUGUCAGGAAAUGCACUUAUUUACAGAGUCAUUGGCACACAGUAUCUAGUAAAUAUUUGCUGGUAUUAUAUUAUAACGCAAUCAGAGUGUCCUUUAGAUAACAGCCUCAGAGGACCUUGCUGUCCAUUCUCACUAAUUUUUCCACUUCUCUGGUAAAGCUAUUUCAAAUUAUAUGUCUUAAAGCAGCCAUCUUCAUUCUGCUUUAAUAUUUUGCUUUGAGAAUUCCACGCAGCACCAAACAUGUUUAAGAUAAUAUAGGAUAGUCUCUUGCUUCAUAACCCAGGGAUCCCAUUUUUUUUUUUUAUCUCAUGACAUCCCUGCUUUGUUCUGCCAGCCCUUCCCAAGCCCAACUCCACUUGGAUGGUCCAAAGCCUAUUGCUUUAUUAUAGAACUUACACCGUCAUCAUAACCGAGAUGCUAUCCAGCUUCUCCGACCUGAGCCUGCCUUGUUUCUACUAUGUGUUACCGAAUCUGUGAUGCUCACAGUGGCAUCAGAAGAGCCAACUCCAAAGUGAUGCCCUCUCUCAGUUGGGAAAUUUGUAACAUUGUAGAUCCCAAAAUGUUCAAAUUUAUCAACUAAAAUGAUCAAAGAGUUAUUAGCUGAACACAGGGACAGACACACACACUCAUUCUCCAAACUGGAAAUAUGUCACGUUUUCUUUCGGUUGCCACACAAUAUUCUAGCUUUAAAAUGUAGACUUUAAAAAAAAAAUCCUCUCAAAAGAACUUUCAUAUUAACCUCUCAUGAGCUUUUUAUUUAUUUAUUUAUUUUUAAUUUGUUGUAGAGUCAGGGUCUCACUAUGUUGCCCAGGCUGGUCUCAAACUCCUGGACUCAAGCAAUCCUCCUGCCUCAGCUUCCCAGAGUGCUGAGAUUACAGGCCAGAGUCACCAGGCUGGGCCUCAUGUGCUAUUUUCAAAGCCUGUUAUGGAAUAAGAAUUGAUUCUUAUCAGUUGUUUCUCUUGUUUGCCCACAUUCAGCUGGACUUUCUCAUUCGCUCAAGCAUUUGUCCUUUCUCCAGCCCUCCACCUCUCUGUCUGUCAAUAAAAGAAUUUUCCUGAAAUAGCUUCUAGGACUAUCAUAAGCUCCUUGAAUUGUGGCGUUUCUUCAACUGGCUCAUUCCUAUUGCUCUGCAGAAUUAAAUAUUAGAUGUGAUGGCUCCUGGAGUACUGUCAAAUUCCCAGGGGAAUUCUGCUCAUGUUGGAACAGUGGAAUAUCUGCACUGAGAAUUGCCAUGUGGUUUAGAGAAUGGAAUUUUUCUCUAGGGAUAGGCUCAUACAUUUUUACAUACACUGUGGAAACCAGAAACAUGGAAAAUGAAUGCACUGUUAUAGAAAAUGUGUAGUGGCGCUGGUGUUAAGAGUAAAAGCGAUAUGUUUGGAAAGAUGACGGCAGACAUAUAUUUUUCAAACCAUGAACUAUAAAAAUAUUAUAUUGGAUAAUUGAGGGUUUUCUCUUUUUGUUGGUUUAUUUAUAGUUUUCUAAUUAAUGUGUACUUUCCCCCACUUCCAUUUCAUUACAUACAAUGCCUUUAUUUUUCAGAAAUUAUAAUUUAAAAAGAUCAAAUACCUAAAGCUUAAGUCCAUGAUAACUGUCUAGCCAGACAGUUAGUUCUUGGCCCCUUUCCUUUUCCUUCUCACCUUGAGUGUCCAGCAGGUGAAAGGUUGACCCUUUCACAUUUCCAGCCCCUUCCUCUGCCAAGUAAUGGAUGGGCAGAUCUAAUUAGUACCAUCUGUCCCACUAGUUGCAGGUGGUCACUGUCUUACAAAGAGAUGAAAGCAACAAUCUUUUGAGCUUUUCUUCCAGGUUCCUAACUCCAGGCACAAUGGUAACAUUCUUCUUUGACACCUUGUAUGUAUUAUUCUCUGAAUAUCUAAUUGGUACCCAAGAAGAAACCAUUACCUCAUUGAAAUAUUCUUUGAAAAUUUCUAUGAAUUUGUGCCAUGUUAUGAAAGUGUUUUAGAAAAACUCGUCAGGAAAGAAGAAUGAUCCUGAGCAAAUACUGGACCCAGAAAGAUCUCAGAAGCUCCUGUCUGUAAGCUUGGAACUGUGAUGCUUAGAGCUUCUGAGAGCUGGACCCCCUGUGUUAGCUGAGUAGAAAUCUCUACCAAUGAGAAGGACCAGCCAGAGCACAACUAGAAAAACCACAUUGGUUAAUGUCAGAUUUCCAGCAGGAUCUUUCUCUAGCAGCUCCUUAAGUAUUUUUAAAACACUUAAAGUGUAACCUGCAGAGCCUGUUUGGUGUUCUCCUUUCUUCCUCGACACUUUCAGUAAUUUACCAUGAAUCAAAGUUUCCAGACACUUCAUCACCAAGAUCACACUCCCCCAAAUGUGCUUUUCUAAGGUUUGGAAAUUGUCUCAGUCAGAUCAGGAAGCAAUAGCAAAAUACCAGAGACUGUGUGGCUUAAACAAUAGACAUUUAUUUUUCACAGUCCUGGAGGCUGGAAGUCCAAAAUAAGAGCACCAGCAUGGUCAUUUCCUCCUGAGGGCCCUUACCCCGGCUUGCAGAUGGCCACCUUCUCAUUGUGUCCUCAAAUAUAAGAAAGAGUGGGCUCUAAUCUUUCCCUUUUCCUAUGAGGGCACUAAUCUUACUAUGAGAGUUCCACUCUCAUGACCCUAUCUAAACCUAAGUGCCCCUUAAAGACCCUACUCCAAAUACUAUAAUAUUGAGGGUUAGGACUUCAACAUAUGGAUUUUGGGGACAAAAACAUUCAGUGAAUAAGAGAAAUCAUACUUCAGUGGACUGUUUUAGGUGUACAACUUUAUCAGUACAGAAUAAAAUUUCCUCUUAUGGUCUCACAAUAUCUUUCUAUUACUGUGAUAUGAGAUUUGAUUUUUUCUUUAUUAAUAUUAUACUAUCAGGAUCCGAAAUUGAAUUUAUAGUCCAAGAUGUCAUUUUUACCAUUUUCUUUCUCAGAUAAGUUUGUACACUUUUAAACUUUCAUGCAGAAAUGUGCAUGCCAUCUUGUACCAUUGUACGAGAGAGUUUUGCUUUAAGUUUUGCAUACUCAGAAAAUUUAUGUCACUUGAGUCUCAUAACAACUGGAACUGGAACCAAAACUCACUUUUUAACUACAAAUUCAUUGAACCUUCCUUCUAGUAUUAUGAUAUUUACAAACCUGAGCGGUUUGUCUUCCAAGUCCACAUUUACAUCCUCAAAUACAUUCAAGACCAAGUAAGACAAACUGCAAGAUCAUUUAAAACAAUGGAGCAGUUAGAGACAAAAUCUUGCAACAUUUCGGGGAAGAACUUCAAAUAUCGUGUCAAUAAAAAACUUAGAGAAGAGACACUCCAAAUUUAAAAAGUGCAGUUUUCUAGAUAGUUGGACAACAUUUAGAAAGAAUUUGAAUCAUAAAUACUACAACCUAUUAGAGUAGUGGAAAUAUAAAUAAACCCCAUAAUGCCCAUAUGAUCAUAAUUCCAAUUUAUAAUAUACUAACCAUACUUUCACUUACAUGUAGCCAAUUGCUAUAUGUACAUUUCACAAUUUAAGUUCAUUUUUAUAAUACUCCCUUGUGGUCAGUAUUAUUCCUAUUAUUUUCAUUUGGGAAAUUUAGACUAAUCAGUAUUAAAUAGCCUCCCUGAGUCUACCAGUUGGUAAUUUGCAGAGCUAGAAUUUGAACCCAUAAUUGAAAAAUUCCAAAGGUGCUACUCUUCACCACUCAACUACAGUUUUUGACCAAUUUAAACAAAGUGAUUAACAAGUGUCUAUUUAGAAAUGAGAUAAUUGGUAGAUUUAGAUGUAGUUCAGAUAAAGGCUGUAUGUUGUUAAAAACUACAAUGAGGGAAACCAAACAGAACACAAUUGAAUUUCUCUGCUCAUACACAUGGUCUCAAAACCUCAUUAUUAAGAAAAGCUUCCAUCUUGACUAUUUAAAACAAAUUCAACAAUUUUUUAAUUGCUUUAUGUAUCCAAGGCAACAUUAUAGGUACUCAUUCUUGCGGCUAGAUCACUGGAAAAAAUUUUAAAAGUAAAAUACACACCAGUGAAAUUUAAACACACCUAGCAGAUGGAGAAGGCUAAAGGGUAAGUAAAUUUAUUUGCAACAAACAUUUAAUUUAUCUUUUAGGAAUGUUAGCUAAGAGCACCUAUUUUGUGCAGAAUGCAUCACUAGAAGAAAACAACAACAAUCACUUUAGCAAUAAACUCCCCAUAUUCCAAAUGCUUAAAGGUAGAAAGAAGGCAUUAUAUCCUUAUUGCAAUCCCCAGCAAGUGAAUUAGGAAAUGAUAUUGUAAAAUUUCUUACAACUUUUAUCAUAUAUGUUAUUUAGUUAAAAGGUGAAGCUAUAGCAAAGUGUCACUUCAUCCCUCAUGUCAUGUGCUAGAAAAGUAUUUUCAUGGAGUCUACAAAAUAAAUCCAUUAUUUCAAACCUCUAUACCCAUAAUAAAAAGAGCCCAAUUAUAAUUAAAAUACUAAUACUGUGUCUACUUACAUUCAGUGGUAUUCUACUUUUUUAAAAAAUGCUUAACAUCUUUGUUAAAACAUAGCAAACUUGCAGAAUAAGACCACAGAUCUUAAUAGGAUUGUAAGACUAUUUUUAGUUGGGAAAUUUUUUAAAUGAAAUUUGCUUUUCAGGCUUGUAUGUUUGUGACUCCUUUUUUCUGGCAAUUGUAAAUUUUCUCUACUGAGUUCAUUACAAAACUGAAUAUAAGUUGUCUCGUGUCAAAGUACAGACCCAUGUAAUGUUGUUUUAUAUCUGUUUAUCUGACAUAAGCUUCUCUGGAAUAGGACACAUGUUUUACUGAUCUUGUAGUUCUGGCACUAAAUGAAUUUUUAAAACAAUGUGCUCUGUGGCGGUUGUUUCAUGUAAUUUCUCUCUGAACAAUCCAUAGUAAUUAGCAGCAAUGAUCCUACACUACGGAAGUAGGGAAUCAGAAGGAAGAGGGUAGAGAGAAGGUGAAUGGCAGAGGUGGAAACAAUGCUUAAUUCAAUGCAUUUUGUUGCCAGUAAAUUCAAGAAUUAACUGCUUACGUCUCCCAAAUAUUUCUAUCUGCGUUAUGAGCUCUGUUACACAGCUACUGCCACAGGACUAGGUGGACUCUAACACUCACAUUUUUUACAUGUCAAAGAAGUAUUACUACUACUUAAUUUCCAGAAAUUUCAUCUUGGUGGUUUAAAAGUUUAUGAGAAAAGAUGGGAAAAAUUAAAUGAGCGAAUCAAGUCUUUUGACCAGGCUAGUGAACUUUCGCAGUCUUGAAAGUGUUACCUGAACUUCUGCUAGUACGACUUGCCAGCCUUAAAUGCAGAGCAGUGGUGGAGAGAACAGUGAAACUGUACUAUAAAAAUAAAUUACUGUCAUGAAUAUUAAGCAACAAGAAUAUAAUAAACAUGACUGUUUGCAUGAUUCUGAUUUAUUGGUACUGAUAUGCUUAUAAAUUAUGACACUAAGUGUUUAUUCUAGUUGUUUCAGAAUAUGGGCCAAACAAAGCUGGGUGGACACUUCCUGCAGACCUGACCAUCUGCCACCAAAUUCCUACUUCACCGCUCGUGUCGUUGUGUUUCUUAUGUCGAUGGCAUCAGGACCAUGUGUAAACAACCAUUCCCUUUUAGUUCACUUUGCAGACUGAAGUAGGUUGCCCUUCCAGGACCUGGUGUGACAACCAUCAUCCUGAAGUUUGUGAUGUCUUGCAGUGGAACAACUCCAGCUGCAAUGCAUCCCAAAGGCUGUUCCAACUUACACUGUUAAACAAUGCUCACUUUUGACAUAAGAGGGUCCAUUACUGUAUUUAUGAACUUCUUGGCACCAGAUUGGGGAUUUCCCAAUGCUAAGCAGCACUGCAUUUUGCAUACUUGCUUAGAGGUGGGUGUUCCAUAAAACUGGUGCUGAGAGGUUAAAGACCUAAAAAAAAAAAAAAAAAAAAAAAUCUUGUAUUCAUAUAGAGUACUUCAACAGCCAUAAGAUAACUACACAAGUAGCACAAUGUUCUUGCUAAUAUCCACAAGUAAAAGUAAGAUUUGCCAUUGGUUUUAAUUGACAUUAUUUGGAAUCAGAUAUUUGUUCAACAGAUGGCAAGAAUAAGGUAUCACACAAGAAAAUAGCAUUCUCCUGCUUCAAGUUUUUAGCUUUCAUGUUACAUUUAAUCAAAGGUUACUUCAGGAGAUUAAUUAUUUUAAAAUCUUCUUUUCUCUAACGUUGGUGGAAAUCUGCAAGGAAGAUAGCCAGUAAAUUUAUAGUAAGCUUAACAAAAGAUGUAAUUUUCGCAUAAAGUAUUCUGUAAGGGUAAAAGUUGCUGCUACCUGUAAAGAACGAUUUAUGAUAUAAACUUAGCUAUAGAUGAAAUGCCAAAGUUCACAAUGAGGCAAGACUUGUUACAGCUUUAAAUUGGAACUCUUAGAAAAUUCAUAGAAGGACUUUUGACUAUAUUUAGCAAAGGGCUUUAAAAUGUGCAUGCCUUGUACUGGCAAUUAUAUGUCUAGAAAUUUAUCUUAGGAAAUUUUCAGAGAUAUGCACAAGGAUGUGUACAAACUUGCCCGUCAAAAUGUUAUUUAUAAUAGUGAAAACCAUAGAAGUAUGUGCACAAACUUAGGGAAGGUUAGAUUAUGCCCAUUUAUAUAAUGAAAUACUAAGUUAUUGCUAAGUUGUGCUAUAGAAAGCAUUUUACUUCACAAGGUAAAACGCCAAUAAAUAUUACGAGACUACAGUAUGAUAUGGCAUGUAUAGUAUGAGCCUAUUGUAAAAUAUGUUUGUAAAUAUUUAUAUGUAGAGAAAACAAUGAAAGGAUUUACUUAAAAACAUUGGCAGGUAAUGAUUAUAUAGCCUUUGUUUCUUCAUUUUUUUGUUUUUCUGUGUUCAAGUUUCCACACUAUUAUUAAGUAUUUGUAGUGAUUUUUUUUAAGUGUAAGAAGAAGGUGAGUAGACGUUGUUGGAGGGGAUUUCAGAAUCAGUUGCUCGAGGGCCUCUCAUACCUGGCUUUUUGACCCAGCUCACCUUUGUAGAAACAGAUUCCUGGACCAACCCAGAUAGGUGUUGAUUCGUUAUGCCUCGGGUGAGGUUUAAACGUGUUUUCUAAAGAAACCAUGAGCAAACCCUUAGGUGAUCCUGGCGACAGUCACAUUUGGGACCCAUUUAUUUUGGUUCUUUUUCCUUGAUGAAGCCAAAUAAGAGAAGAGCAGCUCUUUCUACUUGUAGUAUGUUGAUAUCACAGCAUCUUGGUCUGAGCCAUGCUGUAUGCUCCUCGAGGAGAGUACUGAAGAAGUAAUAGGUAUAUACCCUGAACUAGAGAAUAACAUGUGAGCACAUAUGAUCUAGCAGCACAGUGAAUGAUGAAGACAAUAAACACUCUACAGAAGGGAAAGACAAAAAUGCAGUGUUUGGGAAGACUCCAUGAAGGAGGCAUUAGGAGUAUAUGGAGUUUGAAGAGCCAGCCAGGAAAUGUUGGCUCCAGCCAAGCACUGACUCCAGCCCUGAGAUGAAGCUGCUGUUUUGUGGAAAGUGAGGAAUCUGGGUUGAAGGCAGCAAUGAUUUUGGAGACAGCAGCACAAAAUAAAGGAGAGCAGAUACAGUUAAUCCAGUAUUAUGAAUCCUUGAAGGCAAAGCAGCAAUUCUGUAUCCUCCUGCCUAGCUUUGUACUUUCCACAGAAAAGGAAUUUAGUAAAUUCUUGGUCUAUAAAUUAACUAAUUAAUUGCAGAGAAUUCAAUACUGCCUAUGGUUUAAAUUUUAUGCUGCAGGCAGGGAAAACUCCAUUAAAGAUUUUUGAGAAAGGUAGUGGAAAGCAGAAACUCAUGUGUUGAAGAAAAUAAUGUGGUGAUAAUUGUUAGGAUAUGUUUAAGAGGAGAAGGGAAGCAGGAAACCCCAUCAUGAUUUGGCACCACAUUUGGCUAUCACCCAAGUAUAACCUUAGGCAAGUGACCUCAGUGCUCUGGGACUCAUGCAUGGAUAUGCCUCAAGAGGCUCAUGCACCACUCCCCCAGAAUAUUGGCCAAACUGUGUACAUGUGCAUCUGUGUAUUUUCCGGAGCAAGAUUCCUAGAUGUGUGACACCCUCCUCCCCAAAAAAAGUUAUAGAAUAAGUGUUACUCAAAGUGUAAAGACUGGUAGCAUCAGAAUCACCUGGGAUCAUGUUAGACUGUAUAUUCUAGGUCCCCACUCCAGACAUCCUUUAUGACAACCAGUGAAGAUGGAGCCUAGAAAUCUGUUUUUACAAGCUCUCCAGGCUAUUCAUAUGCAGGCAAAAGUUUAAGAAGCAUCUAGUAGCUCGGUUACAUCCAAGGUGUUUACCAACUUAAAAAAAAUGACUAUUUUGCAAAAGAGUAAAAGGAAUAAAUGAAGGAAAAGAAGAAACCAUAUGUAAAAGAUUACAAGAAAGAAAGUUGCAAUGAUUUAACGACAUCUCAGAUAAACAAUCUGGGAAGAAAGAGAUGGGUUAGCUUUUGAAACUAGUUAACCAUGAGGAUAGAAAUGUACAUGACAGAAAUUCAGAAGCUAUGUUGAUGAGUUGUUUUACACACAGUAGAAAACUGAAUCAAACACAAAGCAGCAGUCAGAUGAUUCUUCUUACUGGCAUUGUUUCUACAGACAGAAUCUGGACAGUUGUAGGGGCAAAAAGGUACAAUAUAUUUUCCUUACCCAUUUUGAGGGCCAUGGCUGACACCCCUAUAACAAAAGAAAGAUUAGCAAGAGGAAAGCAUAACAGAUUUAUUUAAACAAAAAUGUGAUACAGGAACUUUCAGAAAUGAAGAUCCAAAGACCUAGGGAAAAUUGUGCAUUUUUAUGUUAAGGUUUAAUAAAGAAUGAAAAGACAUGUAGAAAUGUGGUUGGACAAAAAAAUAUGAUCUAAUGGUAAUGUUUGUUCAGGCCUGUUUGUUCAAAUUCUUUUCUGUGUCUCUGUAUGACAUUCCUUCCUCUGGGUAGAGGGCAGGACACCUGUCACAUCAGGGGAAAAGAGAGAAAGUCAGAGAAUGACAUUUCUAGGUUUUAUGACUUGUUUUGGGGAAGAGUUCUAGUUUAUAUGACCAGCUUCUGGGGAGAAAUUAGAGGAGAAAGGAGUGCAGGCAAAGAUCAGAGAGAACUUUUUGCUUCUGAGGCCCUUCCAACUCUUCUUCAGUUCAAAGUACUCAGUGUGCCAAAGGGCCAUACUUAGAGGUGUAGUGUUCUGAGCCCCAACACAAUUCAUUGUAUCUUUGUGCUGCAAGGAAUUUGUUCAAGAUCACCCAACUGAAUCUUUACAGCUAUUGGAACAUUGAAUAACCAGUCAGAAGUCGACAGUGGUGAGAAUAAAAGUUUGACCAAAUCAAUGAUACCAAGAUAUAAAUUGCUGUGUGUGUGUGUGUGUGUGUGUGUGUUUGCAGAAAAAUAUUCAAUCCUAAAACUGGGAUUCCCUCAUGUGAAAAAUAUAAAUGUGUAUGCAUGUUAAGCCAUUUUAGUUCUAGUCCUCAUUUUAAGUGUCUGAAUAGUUCUUAAUAAGUUACAUUGACUUUAUAGCACAUACUUUUAUCUGAGCAUGUCAGUGACAACUCAGGCCCCUUCUAUCUGCUAUCCAAAUAUAGAACAGAAAGUAUAGAAAACUGUAUGUUGGGGGACAGCUACUGCCAUGUAAUUAUGAAACCACUUCAUACAAUGAGCAUGUUCAGAAUAAGAGUAAAUGAUUGGAUGAAUAUGUACAAUGCAAAAUUCCUAUUUCGUAAGUUUGAGAUUGCUUUUUAAACAGCAUUAAGAAGUAAUCAAAAAUGGUUAAUUGAACAGGCAAAAAUGAACUUUGGCUAAUUUUGACAUAAGCUUUUCAGCUCUGCAAGCCAAAAGUUAUCUUUAAAGUAAAUGAAACCAACUCCUUUAAUUCAAGAAAGAGAAGAUAAGCAGAUUGAAAAGAACUUUUAAAUCUAAGUCUACACUAUCAUUAAGUGUACUUAGAUUUGCACUGUGUAAUUAUUAUGAUUGUAGCAAUUAAUCAAUCAACUGAUUAACAUAUAGGGUCAGCAGGAUCCAGUGAUCUUAUCUUGAAGCUUGAAUUAAUUAAUUACACUUUUUUCAACAUUAUUAUUUUCUAUUUGCGUACCCAGUUUGUACAAGUUGCCCCUUAUUGACAAAAUGUGGUUUAGUCUCUGUACUUAACACAGCAGGUAUGAGCACUCACUGAGGUACUUUUGCUCAUAUAAAGUCAGAAUUAUAAGGAAACUAAAAUAUUGUCAAUACUUUCUUAAAUAAUUGUUUUUUGUUAUUUUUCAUUAUCAAAUACAUAAAUUAUAAAAAUUAAUAAGAUUCUUUUAAAUGGUAGAGAGCAUAAGAUCAAAUAACUUGUCUGAGUAAGUCAAAUGCAAUAAUACAUUGAAGUAUCAUAUAAUCAGUAUAUUAUUCAGGAAAUUCAGCUUAUAUUGUAAGAAAUGCCCCAACCUGCACCUUGAAAACAAAUGCUUUUUAAAAAAUAUUUUUAAAAUAGUUUCAAAUACGAAAUCUCUUUUGCAGAAUCUCUUUUGCUAAGUAUUUGCAAAAUGUACAAAAUGGCAUUAUUCCCAUUCAUUAGAUGAGGAAACUGAAGCAAAACACAUGAAGUGGUUUGUCCAGAGCCUCCCAGAUAGCUAUUCCAGCAGUAAUGGAAUUGAAAAGCUCUUUCACCAAAUAUGUACUGAGGACUUUUUCAGCACGCACUAAUGUUGAAAGUAGAAACAGUAAGAUGAACAGGGCAUGGUGUUGCACUCAAGAAAUUCACAGUCCAGCAGGGGAAACAGACAUGUGAUGAGAUAUUUACAAGUGCAGCACCAUAAUAAAUGUAUGAAAGGCUGCGAGAGCAGAAGGGUAAGAAUGUCAGUGCAUUCUUCUAUUCUAUUGCUCCUGGUGUUUCCAAUGACACUCUUGAUGGAGUUGUUUCAUAUGAAAGAAGGUGGAAUGCAAAAAAAAAAAAAAAAAAAAAAGAUUGUGAUAUGAGACCUGUUGCAUAUGCUAAAGCUGCUUUUUUUUCCUUCUUUUUCCUAGAAACCACUUAUUAGCAGGGCCUGUCUCAGUUGGAGGCUCUGCCUUUUUGCUUACAGACUGUCUGACGCCUUUAUAAAGUGGGCCACUGCAUUGUUGAUUACUACACACCAGGGUGGUCUGCGAGCCACUGUUUUCUGCCACCCCACAGUGAGACAGCAUCUUCUGAUGUUCUGGUCUCAUAUGUCCUUAGAGAACGGUUUGUGUUUCCUAAGAAGCUUAAGUCUGGAUGAUUUACAUGUAACAUUUUAAACUCCAGUUGCGUAAUGCCUUGACUGGGAUUUAUAUAUUCUGAAAACAGUUUUUCAGUUCUGUAUAUGACAGUUAGUAUGUAUUGUAUUAUCUACUCUCAUUUAUCUAUGAGACCAGAGAAGGGAUGUGACCCACAGUAAUGGGGAUCUAAAAAGCCUGUCCUCUCCUGCAAAAUAACAUCAUGCAGUAGAUGCUCUGACCACAUACUAUAAUCUCAUAAUCAAAUGAUCAAGUGCUUGUCAAUCCAAAUAAAAUAUGUUUAAUUUUGACUUAAAAAGAAAAGGAAACCAAGAGUAGCAAUUGGAUUAAGACAUGAAAUGGUCAGUUUCCUUCUGCCUGCAUUGAGUUUAUUUUCCCCACGUACUCUUUUGCUUUUCUUUCAAGUGAAAUGGCAUAUUUUCUGGAUGUGAGAGUUCAUCAAAUGAUUACAAAAAAAAGUCAAAAAAUAAUUCUAAUCUGUGAAUGAAAAAUGGACAUUGAUACUUACCUUCAUAAGUAUUAAAAGAAAAAUAAUACAUGAAAUUCCAUAGAAUUGUCCUAUCAUGCUAUACUGACUCAAACCCGAAGACCUACAGUAUGAUAUUACUAAUAUAAUACAUGUGGUGGGUGUGAGUAAACGUGUGUGUGUGUGUGUGUGUGUGUGUGUGUGUGUGUGUGUUUUAUCAUUGCCAUAGUAUAAAAUAGUUGAAUCAGCUUCCACUUGACUAGAUGAGAGCUCUUAGUUCUUAUUUUGAAAGCAAUCAAUUGAGCAUGGUUAAUUAGGAUAUCACCAAGUAGUUAAAAAAAAAAAAAAAA
Sapajus apella (tufted capuchin) is the source of this 14154-nucleotide messenger RNA. It is a transcript of the gene ARHGAP15, whose product is annotated as Rho GTPase activating protein 15. Bases 153 to 1325 code for a protein of 390 amino acids. The record is from RefSeq and is a predicted model, not a curated record. Gene Ontology annotation, biological process: signal transduction; regulation of GTPase activity. Lineage: Eukaryota; Metazoa; Chordata; Mammalia; Primates; Cebidae. The transcript is spliced from 13 exons. Gene Ontology annotation, cellular component: cytoplasm.